AUGGCAGCUCCACGCCUCCCAUUCCUUUACCCGAAUUUGUUUCGGUCGGUAAGGGCCUGUGAACCCAAGACCUACCAUCCUAUAAGAUUCCCCCCUUCACAGCCACAACAACAGUUGCAGAAGAAUGGUGGCUCAUAUGCGACAUUCCACACCAGCAGACGUUGUGAUGUCGAGCCGUUUCACCAACGUUAUGGGCAGGCUGCUGAAUCACGACUUCCACCACCCCAAAGACCAAAGGAUGGGGGGCGGGUAGGAUCCCAGAAAGGUGUAGUAGGCAAGGAGCCGCAGCAGGCUCGAGACAAAGCAAGAAAGAAGACGGAGCAGUCUAGGGAAUCUGGGUCUCAGGAUCUAAAGGAUUCUGGCAAAGGAACUAAACCAGGAUCUAGAAAAAAACAGUCAUCAUCAUCUACGAAUAUUUUAGUAGAAUUGUCUGUGCAGGGCGAUUCCGGAGGCGUCAAUGUGCAAAACGGGACUGGGUCUUCUGGUGGCUCCGCCCCUGCGACCGAUGAUCCAAACAUAAAUCCAUCGAAGGGUAACCAGAGCUCAGUGUUUCAAAUGCCAGGUCCCAAUCCUUCCUCAUCCCAGCAAGAUGAGUCCCUGACUCAAAUCACCCUGUCGAAUGGUCACCAUCAACUCCCACACCCUUCCUCACUUACGUACGCACAUCUUUUCGACACAUACAGUCUAGUGAAAGAUCUAGGUCGCUCUGGGUUUACGGAAGAACAAUCCGUUUCCAUCAUGAAGGCUAUACGCGGUCUCCUUGCGGACAACUUCGAGAUGGCACGGGAGGGGCUAGUAUCAAAAUCCGACGUGGAGAACGAGACCUAUCUUUUCCAGGCGGCAUGCUCGGAGCUGCGAAACUCCCUGCAAGCCUCGCGUAAUGCAGAGAUACAGGCUCAGCGUUCACAGCGUGUACAGUUACAGCACGAGGUUGACAUUUUGACACAGCUCGUGACGCAGGAAUUGGCGGGGCUGAAAGACGACUUGAAAGAAAUGUUCAAUGACCAGAAGAUUUCGACCAGGGAGCUGCAGCGUUCCUUUGAUACCGCUAUACAGGAAUUGAAUUAUCAGAUCACCGUGUCAUUGAAUAGUGAUGGGAAGAGUGAGGUUGAAGGGUUACGGUGGAUUUUGACGAGGAGGGCUGCGUUGGCUAUUGCGACCAGUGCUGGCAUGAUUAUUCUUGCCCUUAGAUAUUUCUUAUACAAACUUCAUGAAAAGGACCAAGUUGUGAAAGGUUCACAAGCUGAAUCGAAAACAAUUCCUCAACCUUUCCCUGACCUAGAGUUGAAGUCUAACUUCCGCCCAGAAUCCAGCGUUACUGAGCCAAUUGGAUAG
Paracoccidioides brasiliensis Pb18 is the source of this 1335-nucleotide messenger RNA. RefSeq lists its product as uncharacterized. The coding region runs from base 1 to 1335 and encodes 444 amino acids. The transcript has 2 exons. Gene Ontology annotation, cellular component: mitochondrion. The record is from RefSeq and is a predicted model, not a curated record.